CUCUUCUGGAACCUCUCCAAGGCCAAGUUCUCUUCCUCAUUCUCCCCCGAACCCCACUCCUCCUUCUACCUCGCUCUCGUCGUCCACAACCGCAUCAUUCUCCUCCUUGGCGAUUUCCCCAAAGACGCCUACUCCAAGUCCAAGGCUCUCCACGCUAACAACCCCCACUCCCUACUCCUCAAGAAGGAACACGUCUUUGCCGACACCUUUUACUCCACCACCACCAUUUUUGGCGGCAAGACCCGCUGUAUUGAAAUCGACUGCGGCUCCUCCAGGGAUAACGACUCUGCCUCCUCCAAGCUCUCUUUCUCCGUCGACGGCGACAGGGUGCUGCAUAUAAAGCGCCUCAAGUGGAAGUUCAGGGGGAAUGAGAGAGUUGAAAGAACGGAGGGGGCACCAGAGCUGUCACGGAGGGAGCGCCGGAGCUUCUCCCGAAAGAGAAGGAUUCAGAAGGCGACGAAGGUGGAAAUGAACAAGGACAACAAUGGAAGGCGUCAGAGGGAGAAGAACGAGCUAGCGACUCGCCUUGCGAAACUGAGUCGCAGCGCGGCGUGAUGAAGAGUUCAGAUAAACCUCCGAAGGGGUCGAAUUCAGGAACCCUAGCUGCUGAAUCACCUGUUGUGAACAAUCGGAGUGAUGGUACAGUUUAGUUUCAAUGAGUAUUUGCCUUUUUUUUAAUCUUCAAAAAUCUAAAUGAGUGAUUUCUUUGUGGUGAAAUGGUUCGGUUGGGGAGCCCUGCUAUGCCGCAUAUGGAUGUCAAAGCUGAAAGUAAGCCGAGGAUAAACUGAAUUCAACAUGGAGAGAGGCUUUCAUGAAGGCAUAUAAGUCUAUGAACAAAGAGCUCAGCUCACAUCCGAAUUUGGACUGCUUUUGUAGUGGGAGCACGGCUGUCACUAUAGUGAAGCAGAGAGUGGUUGGCACAAGAAAGAUGAAAUCCUUGAUGACAGUUGGGUUCAGCAAAGUAGAAAGAAAGGGCCAUCUACCUCGCAUC
Molecule: messenger RNA, 991 nt
Organism: Arachis ipaensis
Lineage: Eukaryota; Viridiplantae; Streptophyta; Magnoliopsida; Fabales; Fabaceae
Source: RefSeq, a predicted model, not a curated record